This is a messenger RNA of Corticium candelabrum, 3543 nucleotides long. Its product is annotated as bromodomain-containing protein 8-like. Gene Ontology annotation, molecular function: protein binding. NCBI's taxonomy places the organism in Eukaryota, Metazoa, Porifera, Homoscleromorpha, Homosclerophorida, Plakinidae. Bases 103 to 3321 code for a protein of 1072 amino acids. Gene Ontology annotation, cellular component: NuA4 histone acetyltransferase complex. The record is from RefSeq and is a predicted model, not a curated record. The transcript has 17 exons.
GGGAAAUUAGCUAAAUCAAGUUGUCGCACGUUUGUAUUAGAUUUUGGAUCGUUUCGCUCCAGGAGUGAUCGGAUACACGUUCUCGUGCUAUAACAAGUUGAUAUGCAUCGCACGAGUGGUGGCGGUCACGGUCAGACUGGGCAGGCCGGUCAAGCGAGUAGUCAGUCGGAUUGGACGAUCAGGGAAAGGCUUGUGUUGUCGUCUUCUGUGCUCAACAGCGGAGAUCAGAAUUGGGUUUCUGUCAGUCGAACCGUGAAACCACUGCUAGAAGCCGGAGUCAAACAGCCAGACAAGUUCUCACAGAAGGCAAGCAAUGGAAUACCUCUAAACUGUGCACUGGAGUAUUCGGAUAUGCUAGAGAAGGUUGCUCCACUCAAGAGGAAGCGUAGUACAGAAAUUGGAACGGGAGAAACACCAGGAGAACGAAUAGUCAGACGUUUGACAUUUGAGCGGAUCGAAGAGCUAAAGAAAUCAAUCAAGACGCAACAUGCACUGUACAAGAAACUGAAGCAGGAAGCCAAGCUGAUUGCGGAAGGCAAAGUGGAUCACAACUUGGAACAGAUGUGGCAAGAAAUAGAGGCUGAGAAACGUGCUGAAGCUCAGAUGCUCGGUUUGCCAAUAAAAGAUUUACUCAUACAGUCAGUUGUGGGAUCAAGCAGCCAAGUAGCACCAACAACGACUACAGAAGUCAAGCAAGAGCAUGAAAAUGUUGAGCACAGUGACGCUCAAAUCGGUUCAUCGACGGUUACUCCCACAGAGAGCAAUAAGACGGACAAAAUCAGUCCGAAACCUGAAGCACAAGGAAGUUGUGAUGUGACGAAAUCGGAGCACGUCGUACCUUCUGGAGAGCAGAGAGUUGAUCGAGAGAAAGACAAGAGGGCGAGUCGUGUAGACCACGUGGACAGUUCGAAAGGUACGAACGAUCAAACGGAUGGUACGACGUGUAGCGCAGAUCGGGAAAAGACGGGAACCGAAACGAUCACAAAAGGUCAGAGUCAUGUUGAUCAGACUAAAGACGCGGUAUCGAAACCAAAGCCGGGAUCACAAGAUGUGAAGAGCACGAAAGACGAACGGAAGGAGGAAGCGGUGACAGGAGGGGAAGGACACGAUGCUACGAUGGAGGACGCCAGUACUAUCGAGGAUGACGAUGUGAGGAGAGAGUCGGAGACGGAUGCGACAAUAUCACCGGAGGAGAUGAGCGUUGAGGAUGUUAAUAUCAAUGAGGUAGACAACGGGAGUGAGGAACAAAUGAAAAGCGAGUUAAAGCAGGAAAUAACAGUCGAGGCAAGUGCAGAUGUAGAGAUGGAAGAUGCGGCUCCUGUUGCCAUGGAAACACUUGAGGGUCCUUCGGUGGACGAAGAUGUGAGCGAGAGAGGCAAAGGAAAAGCGAACGAGGAAGAGGAGAAAUGGGCGAUUGAGUCGGAGACGAAAUCGCAGCCACAGGAAACAGAAACGAGCAACGAACAAAACGAGGAGCCACGAGUGGAGAAGAAUCAGCGACAAGCGAAAGACGUCGAUGUUCAAGCAGUCGAUGUUCACACAGUCGAGAAGCAAACGGAUUCUCUAAACAACAAACAGUCGGAAACACAAUCAGUCGCUACGUCUGCAUCUGACAAACUGUCGACGUCUCAUCUCAUCGUCCCGGUUACGACACAAGAGAGCGUGAGUGAGCAACGACGCGUUGCCACGAAGCCAGACCUCGUCGUUCCUCCUCAACGAGUCGCCUCACUGAGUAACGACCCCGCGACUUCAAAAUCGAUUCCAGCGUCCUUGUCGUCCAUUACACGUCCUCUCAUUCUUCGUCCAAUUCACAAGACUGCAGUGCCUGCUGUAACUCCAACGGAACCCGAUCCAGUGCAGUCGUCUCCUGUUUCUGUGUCCCAGUCUGCUGCGAAUGCGACAUCGUCAACGGUCAGUGCGGCACGAACUUUGUCUCCGGCUGUUGUUGCUGUCAAUGUGUCACACUCGCCGAUAGUUCCAUUGUCUCAAUCUCUUCCUGUGGCAUCCACAGCGUCUUCGGAGUCAAGUAAACCGGGUGAAGUGACUGCUGGUGACCACAGUAUGCGUUCUAAAGUAAAGGAAGAGAAGACGGUUGUGGAAGCAGCGAGCAGUCAAGCGGCCGUGUCUUCAAUACCUGAUGGCCAGGAGAAAAAAAAGGAAAAUCCUGUGGCUGCUGCAGGGUCUACCAAGGAUGAGCCAUGCGAAUCCACGGAAGCCGAGGAGAUUCCGAUCGCUGCUUGUUAUUCAACAUUUGAGCAUUGCCAGACAAAGUUACCAGAGCCAUGUGAACGAAGACUAUCCGAUCAGAGCGGAAGCCUCAGCCACGAGGCAGACAAAAGCCAACCUUUACAGCCACCAAAAAGGCCGAAAACAAACCAGAAGAGAAUUCGGAGAAGCAGCAUGAGAACAAGAAGCAGAGGCCACGAGUCGGAUAGUCCAGUCGACGAGGAUUCGAGAGAAAGCUUUGCUGAUUUGGAGUCUGAACUGAUUGCGAUGGUCGCGUCCGAUGAGAAAUGCAUUGUUCCCAACACACCACCACCAGCAAACACGACAGAAGAAACCGUCACAAAGGCUGUCAAUGUAGAUCAAUCCGAGCAAAAUGCUCUGGUGAAUACCGAAGAAGCCGACGAAGAUCCGGAAGAGCCACGCACUGUGGAAGGCGGAGAAGCGUUGGAGGAGGAGAGCACCGUGGAGGAAGAAGAUACGCAGUCGUUCAUGCUGUCUGCGCUCUCCAGUGCUCCUUCCAGUCCUCCUACGUCUGUAGGAGAUGUGGAUGCGGAAUCGGCACAGGCGAGGAGGACGUGGAAGAAGUCGAUUAUUGUGUUGUGGAGGAAGAUAGCGGAACACAGAUAUGCCAAUUUGUUUUUGAAGGCCGUCUCGGAAAAGGAGGCUCCGGGAUAUCGCGAUGUAGUCUACAGACCGACCGAUUUGACGACCAUCAAAGCGAAUCUAGAGAACGGGACUCUGAGAACGACCGAGGACUUCCAGCAUAGCGUCUUGCUCAUGUUUCAGAACGCGCUCAUGUACAACGCGAGCGAUCACGAAGUAUAUGGCAUGGCGUCUCAGAUGAGAGCUGAUUUUCUCGUACAAGUCGAGGAGUUCGUCGCUCUUCAAGUCAUCGUCAACUCGCAGCCAGAUCGCAAGAGUCUGCGAGGAAUCAGUCCAGCCUUGCGGAGCAAACGGUCCGACAAAGAUGAACAGCCAGUUGUGCGUCAGACUGUAGACGAAGUGGAGGCAGCGAAACGUAGUCGUCGUCCUUCUACCGACAGUACAGACCAACCGCCUGCCAAACGACGGAAAGUGCGAGGAGACGACCAGUAGGUGGUUAAUAUCAACUAUUAGGUUUGACAUUGUAUUGUAUAUAGUGUAGUGUGGAUUGUGUGAGUGGUAUUGGGGCUAGAGUGUUGCACGAAUUUGGUUUUUUUGUAUAUGAUGUUGUGUAGUAGAAAUUUCUUGGGAUGUUAUGGUCGUUGAUGAUUGUUUGUAGUGCAUGCUCGUUUAUUUUGAGUAGAGUAGUUAAUUGAGUGAGUAAUGUUUUGCAUU